GGCAGUCAGUACACAGCUUUCCCAUAGCUAUUGCUGGAGUGUUAGACAUCUGGGCAGUUGUUGAUCACAGUCAGCACCUGAGGACCAGGAAGCUGUUACAGAUUCUCAUGAGCUGACACACUGUAGCCAACAUGUUCUGCACCAAGCUGAAGGAUCUAAAGAUAACGGGGGAAUGUCCUUUCUCCAUGCUAACAAAAAGCCAGGGCUCGGAGGAGUGCGAUGAAGAAGUGUCCGGCAAUGGUGCAACUGCGGGACCUGUGUGCACAGAGGAGCCUGAGCUUGGUACCGCAGGAUUAAGGAAGGAAGAUGCCCCGCAAAGGAAGACCAGUAGGAGCAGGGUGUAUCUGCAUACUUUGGCAGAAAGCAUCCGCAAGUUAAUCUUCCCGGAGUUUGAUAGGCUGAAUCUAGCUCUUCAAAGAACAAUUGCAAGACAUAAACCAAAAAGUAACAGAUUGACUUGUGUUACAUUUAACCUGCAUAGUAUGCCUGUUUGUGGAAAAUCUGUAGAAAAAGAUUUUGAGAAAAUUGUCAUUAAUCAAUCAAAUGCAGCGGAUGUUCCAGUGGAACUUGUAAAUGAAACUUUGGGUGAAGAGCUCUUUAAAAUAUGCUAUGAAGAAGAUGAACAUGUUUUGGAAGUUAUAGGAGGCACCCUGAAAGACUUUUUAAAUAGCUUUAGCACACAUUUAAAACAAAGUGGCCAAACUCGAAUAUUGGAGGAAUACGGGGGACUUGAAGAAGGUUCAAUUUUGUGUCUAGAAAAAGAUCAAGACUUCUUAAAUGUUUACUAUUUCUUCCCUAAUAAUAUAACUACAUUAAUUCUACCUGGAAUAAUUAAGGCAGCGGCUUUUAUCCUUUAUGAAACUGUAGUGGAAGUUCAGCUUAUUCCUCAUGGUUUCAAUGAGGGCAACGAAUUUAUUAAGGAACCAUAUUUACUGUAUUCUGUACACAUCAAGAACACUCGACCGGCUUUAUCUCCUUGCAAACCACAGUCCUACGUUGUUGUAUCAUCCUCAAUAUUCUGCAAGACAUUUCCUUUUCAUUUUAUGUUCGACAAGGAUAUGACUAUGCUACAAAUUGGUAAUGGUGUAAAAAGAUUACUCAACAGAAGGGACAUUCCUGGAAAAUCCAACUUUGAGGAAUAUUUUGAAAUUAUUUCUCCAAAUAUAAGCAGUACUUUCAGUGGAAUUAUGACAAUGCUAAAUAUGCAGUUUGUUGUAAGUGUUAAAAGAACUGACAGUGCCAAUGACACAUGUUCAAAGGCAAUGAGCCUAAAGGGGCAAAUGAUCUAUGUUUUUGAAUCCAGUGCCAUUUUGUUCUUGGGAUCACCAUGUGUAGAUAGAUUAGAAGACUUCACAGGACGUGGGCUCUACCUCUCAGACAUUCCAAUCCACAAUGCCCUGAGGGAUGUUGUUCUGAUUGGAGAACAAGCCAGAGCACAGGAUGGAUUAAAGAAGAGGUUAGGGAAGAUUAAAUCUACCCUUGAACAUGCUCACCAAGCGCUGGAAGAGGAAAAAAAGAAGACUGUUGAUCUCUUAUGCUCAAUUUUUCCAGGUGAAGUUGCUCAGCAGCUCUGGCAGGGGCAGACAGUGCAAGCAAAGAAAUUUCAGAACGUGACAAUGCUUUUUUCAGACAUAGUGGGAUUUACAGCAAUCUGCUCUCACUGUUCGCCAAUGCAAGUUAUCACCAUGCUCAAUGAACUUUAUACGCUGUUCGAUUUUCAGUGUGGGGAGUUAGAUGUCUACAAGGUGGAAACGAUAGGUGACGCAUAUUGUGUGGCUGGAGGUUUACAUAAGGAAAGUGAGAGUCAUGCCUUUCAGGUAGCACUGAUGGCUUUGAAGAUGAUGGAACUCUCAGAAGAAGUGACAUCUCCUCAUGGAGAGCCUAUCAAGAUGCGCAUUGGUCUCCAUUCUGGUUCUGUUUUUUCGGGUGUUGUUGGAGUAAAGAUGCCUCGAUAUUGCCUUUUUGGGAAUAAUGUAACCCUUGCCAAUAAAUUUGAAUCCUGCAGUGAGCCAAGGAAGAUUAAUGUGAGCCCUACAACCUACAGUUUGCUUAAGGAUUACAAGGGAUUCAUGUUUACACCCCGAUCAAGAGAAGACCUCCCGCCAAACUUUCCCAGUGACAUUCCUGGUAUUUGUUAUUUCCUUGAUGCUUAUGACCACAACAUUCUUUCCAAGAUUUGGUGCCAAAUGAAAACUGUUGAAGAUUCCCUAUUCAGCAAAACAAAAUGACAAAAACAAAAUAUAGGUUGUUCAAUUGUUUUAUACUAGUUAUACAUAUAACAGCUGUAACAUUGACACCAAUGGUAAUGUUAUACGUCUUCCUUAAAGGACACACAAAAUGGAUUCAACUAAUAUGCAUAACUAUAUUAUAUUUAUCUAAUACAUAGAAUGUUUUAUCUUCAAGAAAUGAUGUAGAUCGAUUCUAUCAGCUAUUUAGUGUUAGUGGUGUUAGCUAUAUUUUUCUGAUAUCUAUCUGUAUAUUUGUUCGGCCUAAAGUUAACCGGCCUUAUCUGCUUUCUUUUUUUUUGUUAUUUUGAAUUGAACUGUAAAAUGGCAUCUGAGUCGCUUGUCUUCUGAAACAAAAAUGCUCUGGAGGUUUUAUAACCUGCUGCCUCAGUUAGUAACUGACAGAAUCACCUCAAUAGGAACCACAUUGUCUUUUUUUAUUUCAUUAGUUAGGGUAUAGUUUAAGUGCUUCACAACAUACUUUGUAUAUAGAAUAAAUAACCACUCAUUUAACAUUGUUUAGCCUAUUUGAAGGACAUUUAUAUUGUUCUUAAUACAACUUUUUAGAUUA
Bombina bombina (fire-bellied toad) is the source of this 2796-nucleotide messenger RNA. It is a transcript of the gene GUCY1A1, whose product is annotated as guanylate cyclase 1 soluble subunit alpha 1. Gene Ontology annotation, molecular function: guanylate cyclase activity; heme binding. The coding region runs from base 132 to 2228 and encodes 698 amino acids. The transcript is spliced from 8 exons. Gene Ontology annotation, biological process: response to oxygen levels; cGMP biosynthetic process. The record is from RefSeq and is a predicted model, not a curated record. Gene Ontology annotation, cellular component: guanylate cyclase complex, soluble. Lineage: Eukaryota; Metazoa; Chordata; Amphibia; Anura; Bombinatoridae.